Molecule: messenger RNA, 1236 nt
Organism: Nezara viridula (southern green stink bug)
Lineage: Eukaryota; Metazoa; Arthropoda; Insecta; Hemiptera; Pentatomidae
Source: the annotation of a GenBank genome assembly
GUUUGCCCUAUAUUCAGUCACGUAUGCUAUCGUAUGUUAUUUUCUAUUUUUAUCUAAAAAUUAAAUGCCAUUAGGAGAAAAAUUAUUAAAAAGAUACCAUGAAGAGAUUUCCAAUUUUUAAUUCAAAUCAGGAAAAUCCAGAAGUAUUAGAAAAUUUAGUAAAACAUGUAAAUGAACUGAUGGAUACUAAAAAAGGAGUCUUUGCCAUGGAUGAGCAUGUUUUAGCUUUUAAUUUUUUAUUUUCAUUAUACAAUCGAGACAAUGAUUGGGAGAACAGACGUCUUCUACGCCAGUUCCUAGUAACAGCUCCUCUUGAAAAACAAUUCUCGGCGAUACUCUUAUCAGAAGAAUUCAUGAAGCAAAGCGACGAUGAAGCCAUCGAGUUCUUCGACAUAGUAAAAUCAAAACAUCUGCUACUUGGAGUCCGCCUGGAUAUAGGGACCUCCACGAUGUUCGGGCUGGAAGGGGAAUAUGUUAGCACUGGAGUGAACAAUUUAGUAGAAUGUUUUAAUUUUUAUAAGGAACGAGGUUGCUUAUACUCAAAAUUCCGAAGCAUAUACCAAAUUGAAGAUUAUUGCCCUACACUUUGUGGCACUGAAAAGAUUUCGUAUAGGUUGGCCAGGUUUGCAGCGCUCUCGCAAGCGAAUGGAUUAGUUCCUAUAAUCAGUGUGGAGGUAGUUCCGGAUGGGACUGAAGACAUCUAUAAAGCCAGAAUAGUCUUAGAGAAGAUACUGAUUAAUUUGAUAAAAGCAUUGAAUGAUCUUGAAGUUUUCAUCGAAGCUACAAUCUUGCAAGUAAGUUUCGUCCAACCAGGUCAUAUGAGGAGAUCGUGUUCUAUUUCACCGGAUAAGAUUGCUGAACAAACCGCGGAAGCUUUCAAGAGGAGUUUACCGAUAUCAUUGGGAGGUUUGUUAUUCCACUCUUCCGGUCUCAGUGAAGAAAAUGCCACUCAAGUACUUAAUCGCAUGAUACUUUUAAAAGAAGCAAAUGAGUCUAUGUUGCCAUGGAAAAUGAAUUAUUCGUUCGGGAGAGCACAGAAGGCUUCAGCGAUUAUGACGUGGGGAGGUGAUCCCAAUUUCGAAGAAGCCGGUCAUCGAGAGUUGAUGGAACGAGCGAAAGCUAACAACGAAGCUCUCUUGGGAAAGUACGUCCCUAAAAGUGUCCAAGGUUCCUUCUCAGAUCAGAAGUUGUACGUGCCUAAUUACAUCAGCUGAAAAUUUAAAUAAACAUAUAAAU